AGGAGGAGACGCAGCGGGGCUCAGGGGCGCGACGGCGGCAUCACUUUCCAAAGUUGGUCUCGGUUAUUUCCUGGAGUCGAACCCGCAACCUGCCGGGUUUGUUUACGUUGUGCGGCUCGGCCGUGUGUAUGCGCUGUGUCCGUCACUUCCGACCCGCCGCGCUCCAGCUCUCCGGCUGGUGUUCACCGACUCGGCUGCGCGACUAGAAUGUUCCCGAGCCAGGUCGGGUCACUCUCCGGGACCGGCUCCGCUUCGGGCAGGGGGACCACAGGGCACGGCGCGGGGGUCCGGCCCGUGUUGGUGAGGGCAGGGCAGGCUUCACAGGGGGCCGGCGAGUGCGCUGCCGGGCGACCAGGGGAGAGAGACGCCAUCGGGAUGCUGGGGGCGAACGGUCCCGGGGGUCCGAGAGGCGUGCGGCCGGGGAACGGGACCGGCGGGACCACCCUGCAGAGCGCCGUGCUGGGCGGCAUGGUGGGGCUGAACCCGGGGGUCGUGAUGCCGCACGGAGCCCGGUUCGACCCGGACAGAGAGGGCGCUCCGCUGUGCAGCGGCUCGGAGAACGACUCGGACUCCGCGGAGGACGACGACCCCGCGGGGUCACUCGGGGACAGCCGGAGAGGGGUGAAGCGGGAGCGAGGGGAGAUGGAGGCGGCGGGGACGGGACAGGAGGUGGGGGUCGCCCCCGGAGGUUACGGCAUGGUGCCCGGCGGGGUCGCGGGGGCGAAGCCGGGGAAGAAGACACGUGGGCGCGUCAAGAUCAAGAUGGAAUUUAUUGACAACAAGUUGAGACGCUACACGACUUUCAGCAAGAGGAAGACUGGGAUCAUGAAGAAGGCCUAUGAGCUCUCCACCCUGACGGGAACCCAGGUUCUGCUGCUCGUGGCCAGUGAAACGGGUCACGUUUACACUUUUGCCACUCGCAAGCUCCAGCCAAUGAUCACCAGUGAAACGGGCAAAGCCCUGAUCCAAACAUGCCUCAACUCGCCGGACUCGCCGCCACGAAAUGACCCGUCCACGGACCAGCGCAUGAGUGCCACGGGCUUCGAGGAGACGGACCUCACUUAUCAGGUGUCGGAGUCGGAGAGCAUGGGGGACACAAAGGAUUCACUGAAGCCGACGUUCACGGUGGCCAGCCUUCCAGGCAGCACCCAGUCCACAGUACCCACCACCUCCACCACCAUGCAGGUGAGCAGCGGAACUUCGUUUCCCCUCACCAACUACUUGCCCGUCUCGGGCGGCGGCAACAUCAGCGCCAACGGCACCGUCCUCAAGGCCGCCGGUGGCUCCACAGGGGUCAUGCAGCUGCCCGGUGGCUUCACCUUCAUGCCUGCAGGCACACCUCUCCCCCCUGGCACCCCCACCAUUCCUCUGAGCCAGCUGCAGCAGCACUCCCUGGCCCUCCAGGGGCAGCAUGGUCAGACCCUGGUCUCCACUCAGCAGUCGCAGCAGGGACAGCAGGCUGUCUUCCGCUUCCCUGCUGCUGUCUCCCUCACAGGAGCAGGCGUUCCCCAGCAGCUUCAGGCUAUCCAGGUCCACCAAAACAGCUCUGAACACAACCAAGAGAUCUCCCACAGCUCCACAAACUCCACCGCAACGGUGAGUCUCCCAGCAACCAUCGUCACCUCAUCAAUCCCAACGUCGGUGGCGGGUCACAUGAUGUACCCCAGCCCGCACACUGUAAUGUACACCUCCAGCCAGGGGUUGACCGACGGGGGGCUGGCCGUGCUCAACGCCUUCUCCCAGGGCACCUCAGCCAUGCAGGUGUCCCACGCACAGGGUCAAGAUGGAGGUGUCCCUCAGGUGUUCCUCACGGCACCUCCCGGCACGGUACAGAUCCCUGUCUCUGCGGUGCAGCUUCACCCAAUGGUGAUUGGUCAGCAGUCGAGCGGCAGCAGCAGUAACCUGACGGAGCUGCAGGUGGUGAACCUGGACGCGGCACAGAACUCCAAGAGCGACUGACAGACGGCUGGAGCUGUUUAACACAGCAACACAGACAGACAUCUCUAUUUAUUGAUGCCUUCCUACAGAGUUUCCCAUCACACUUCUGAAUGUGACUUUUUCAGUAUAUAUUAUACACAUACACACACACACACACACAAUCAAUCAAGGGCAUAUGUGUGGCUGACCCUUAUACAGUAUUCAGUAUGUUUUGGUAUAUAAAUAUAUAUAUAUUCGCAGAUGCAUAGGAGAAGUAUCACUACACCCAUCAUUGGAACCUGUUUUUAUGCCGUUAGAUGGUGUCUUCUUUAUUUUUUCGUGUGUGCGUGUGGUUUUUGAAAGUGUAAUUGUGUGUACACACACAGCGAGGUGCCACAGCUUCACACCAGCCAAAGAGACAUUUGUUUGUCUGAAUGUUCCAGUGUGAGCAAUUUGUGCACAAGUGUGUGUGUGUGUCUGUGUGCACGUGCAUAUCUGCAGUUUGUAAAUGGGGCGGGAGACGCUUGUUGACUUAGGAAAAAAAAAAAUGAAAAAAACAUUUUUUGAAAUGUACAUAUUUUUUUUUUUAUUGAUGAUUUGUAUUUUUAGCCUGAUUUAGUUUGUGCAACAGCAUGUAGUUGUUUUUUACGUAGUGGUUUUUGUAUGUACAAGAAAAUGAUUUGCAUAAUGAAAAUGAAUUAUUUACAUGUAUAUGUAAAUUAAUUUAAUAUACAUUUAUAUCUUGCUGUUGGGAGUUUUCACUUCGAGAUGGACAAAGAACGCUGGAUGUUUGUUUAACAGUUGUUGAUUCUCACAAUAUCAUCAAGUACCUGGGUCACAAAAUGUAAAUCAUGACAUUAUCUAGAUGUCAGUAGAGUGUUCACCUCCCCCCCCCGACCUCCUCAAAUUCAAUCAAGCUGCAAAAAUUUCACACGCUCAUAGAAAUCAGUCUCCUAAAUGGGCCCCAUUCUUUUUGACUUAGAUCCAUUCAUUAUUCUCUGGGAAAACUGAAAAGUCAAAUGCUUUUUUUCACAAUGUUGAAGGUGAUACAAAAAAUUCCUUGAUCCGCCCUCCUGAUCCAGAUCUGCACCUAAAUGUACAGAUUCUUCCCUCACAAACACUGCAGCCUUCCUCCAAGUUUUGUGGCAAUCUGUUGAGUUGUGUUUGUGAAAUCAUCAAUUUCCCUUAUCUCUGUGGCGGAGCUAGUGAUUUGCUGUAAACAUGUUUCAGUGCAGCCUCCGAAUGCGUGAUCGUGUAGUGUGAGUUUUACAUGAGGUUUCUAAUGAAGCCCUGAUGUGGCUCUUAAGAUAUACAGAUAGUUCCAACCACGACAAUCUGAUGGAAAUGAUUUUCAUUUCUCAGUUCUCACCUUAAACCCUUGUAUCUAUAAUUUCACCAGUGUUCACACAGAAAUAUCCUGAUGUGAAUUUUUCAAAAUCCAUUUUAAACACGUGAGCGAAGCGAGUGUAAACCUGUAGAUCGGAUUAGCCUUCAUCAAUCUGUAGAACUUGCACUAUACGAUGCUACUUCUCAUUUGAGUCAGGACAUCGGACACUGUUGCAUAAGACGCUGUGUGUGUGUGCGUAGAUUUAAAGAUGUCACUUGAAUACUGCAUUGAAAGCAUCAGUGUUUCCAUGUGUGGAAAUGCUGUUAGUAAGUCCAGUCGCUGUAAUAUUACAGCAGUAAUGAGUGACUGUCUCUCAUUUGAGUACAAGGGGAUCUCUUCAUUUGGUCUUUAUUAUUUACGUUCUAAUCCUUUAACUAUAAGACCCUGUCUGACUGCAUCUCAGUGUGAACCUCAGCGAUCAUAGAGAAUGAGAGUCAUCAGACUGAGCCUUCCCUCUGCACCGUUGUGCCUCUUUUCUGUGGCUGAUUGCUGUAUCACUGCAAGGCGAGUGAAAUGUAGGAUUUACUCGUUUUUUUUUGUUAAUGUUCCAGAACUCCUCACGUGACUUUGGACCUGUCAUGCGAUCCUCAGCUGCGGCCGCAGUGAGAUUAUUUUAACUCAUUUCUAGAGAAUUAGCUGGAUGAGCGAGCACGGCAGGGCUGGAAGCCAGAGAGUCGGACGGAGGAGGAAGUAGCUGCGCUGACAGAGAGACGCAGAGGUCAUUUUCACGUUUCAUGUCCUCUGCGCUGUCCCUGAACACGUUCUCAUGUCAUCCUGCUGUGCUGCUUGAACAGGAAAUCACACGCUGAGCACAGCUACUUCUCCCUCACUUUAAUCUGCAGGUUAUUAGAAUCCAUGGAUUUAAAAAGAAAGAUUAUUAAUCAGGAUUUGUGGUUUUCACUUUGUCAUUGAGAGAAAUGGAUAUUUUUGUGUAUUUUCUGUUUUUGUUGUACAGACAUUUUUUUAAUAAAAACACGAUGAACUGCUCAAAGAACGA
Messenger RNA from Limanda limanda (common dab), 4301 nucleotides. RefSeq names its product serum response factor a (gene srfa). Gene Ontology annotation, biological process: positive regulation of transcription by RNA polymerase II. Bases 208 to 1959 code for a protein of 583 amino acids. Gene Ontology annotation, molecular function: protein dimerization activity; DNA-binding transcription factor activity, RNA polymerase II-specific; serum response element binding. The record is from RefSeq and is a predicted model, not a curated record. The transcript has 8 exons. NCBI's taxonomy places the organism in Eukaryota, Metazoa, Chordata, Actinopteri, Pleuronectiformes, Pleuronectidae.